GCUGGACUUGCAAUCAUGGAGGAACAUCAGCAGCAUUUACACUGUGUCAAUUGUGUCAGUCGGCGUUGCAUGACCAGACCAGAGACUGGAAUUUCCUGUGACUUGAUUGGCUGCCCACUGGUUUGUGGAGCAGUCUUUCAUUCAUGCAAAGCUGAGGAGCAUCGCAUUUUGUGUCCAUUUGAAAGAGUGCCUUGUUUGAAUAGUGGCUUUGGAUGUCCCUUUAAUGUAGCCCGAAACAAAAUCGCUGAACAUCUAGAAACUUGUCCUGCAAGUGUGGUUUGCUGCACUAUGGAAUGGAAUAGAUGGCCAGUCAGUUAUGCAGACCGUAAAUCUUAUGAAAAUCUAAGUAAAGAUGUUGAUGAAGUAGAGCAGUUAGACAUGGCUUUAGCCCUUCAAGACCAGCGCAUGCUAUUAGAAUCCCUCAAAGUAGCAACUAUGAUGUCAAAAGCAGCUGAUCAGAUAUCCGAACCUAGAGAGCAGACUUCUGUUAAGUCAAGUGCUCCUGACACAAUGCUUUCAAAUGGGUUGAUACCUGCAGAUGGAGAUUCCUACAGUGCACUUUAUCAAGCUACUGUAGAAACUACUAAGAGUUUAGCUGCUGCAUUAGAUAUACUGAACACUGCUACAAGAGACAUAAGCAUGUUAAGUUCAAGACUAUGUAUUUUGCCAUAUGAGAUGAAUGAAGAUUUUCAGAUCAAAGAACAAACUACUAAUGGAUGUAUUCAAAGUAAAUUGCCAGACCAUGAAUAUCCAGAUGAAGAUAACAUGGGAGCAGUUGGUGGAAUUGACUUUGAUGUCUUGAGCCAAAAUUCACAAUCGGAACAAAAUGGUUCAAGUGAUUUUUGUUAUGAUAUAGUGCAAAAACGUGACUUGAAUGUGAAUCUUGGUAAUGCUUCUGCUCUGUGUAAUGGUUUUCAUGCAGAAAAUAUAGGUACAGAGGCAUUGGACCAGAAUGAAGAUCUAGAUGUGUGUGAUUCAAAACCAUCUAAUGUAGCAAAUGGUGAAUGUAUUGCAUCUCCUGAUGAUGGAGCAUUGAAGUCUUGCAGCUCCUUUCCUGUAGCAGCACAACAACUUAGAGAAGUAAUAACACCCCACAGUUUAUUUAAUGGCGCUGUUAACCAUAUACAACUGCCACAUGUCUCCAGUGGAGAGGAAGUGUUAGAGAGGCAAUUGGAACAAGAAAGAUUGAGAAAUGUAGAUGUGUUUUCUCUAAUUCAUCAUCGAUCAUACAAUUUUCUUGUUAACCACUGUUGGUCUACACCAAAGGAAGACAAAGCUGUUGAUACAUCAGAUUUGGAGAUAACAGAAGACCCUAUGGGUCUUCAGGGGAUAGAUCUAAUCACAGCAGCUUUGCUGUUCUGUCUAGGAGACUCUCCGGGUGGUAGGGGGAUAUCAGAUAGUCGCAUUGUUGAUGGAUAUCGCAUUGAUUUUGGGACUCAAACAUUUUCCCUCCCAUCUGCGAUAUUGGCCACAAAUACAAUGGUAGGGGAAAUAGCUUCAGCUUCAGCAUGUGAUCAUGCCAACCCACAGCUCUCAAAUCCAAGUCCUUUUCAGACACUUGGUCUGGACUUGGUAUUGGAAUGUGUGGCUAGAUACCAAACAAAACAGCGUUCAAUGUUUACAUUUGUUUGUGGACAAUUGUUUAGGCGAAAUGAAUUUUCUUCACAUUUUAAGAAUGUGCAUGGUGACAUUCAUGCUGGCCUCAAUGGCUGGAUGGAGCAGAGGUGUCCCUUGGCAUACUAUGGGUGUACAUACUCUCAACGUAGGUUUUGUCCUUCAACACAAGGAGCAAAGAUUAUUCAUGAUCGCCAUCUGCGGUCAUUUGGAGUUCAGCCUUGUAUAUCUACAGUAUUAGUAGAACCAGCUAAAAGCUGCCUCAUUGGUCCAUGUAGUGAUCAUCUGAGUAGUCUUCCUUUUGAGGUUCUACAACAUAUUGCUGGUUUUCUAGAUGGUUUUAGUUUGUGUCAGCUUUCAAGAGUGUCACGAUUAAUGAGAGAUGUAUGUGGAAGCUUGCUUCAAGCACGUGGAAUGGUCAUUCUGCUUUGGGAAAAGAGAAAGUACCCAGAUGGAAGUUCUUCAUGGCAAAUAAAAGAAAAGGUGUGGCGGUUCAGUACAGCUUUUUGUACUGUAAAUGAGUGGAAGUUUGCUGACAUCGUAAGCAUGGCUGACCACUUGAAGAAAUGUAAUUAUAAUGCUGUAGAGAGAAGGGAGGAGGCUGUCCCGCUGCCAUGUAUGUGUGUAACACGAGAACUCACUAAAGAAGGACGUUCACUCCGCUCUGUCUUGAAACCCGUACUUUAAAUGCGAUGUCACUCCACUUGCACAUACACUCAAGCACCUGAUAUAACCUCUGUGUAAUAUUAUGUGACACUUUAUUAAUGUACUAAAGAUAAUUUCUAGUUAAAUCUACUCUGUCACUAUGUAUAUAAUGUUUUGAAGUGACAUUUAUUUUUUAUAAUACUGUUUAGUUGAAAGUAUUGAAAGUUGCCUUAAUGUUUGAAAAAUUUGGAACUUGCUGGACAGGGUAGUUUUAUCUAACUUAUAUAAUUUUAAAAAAAAAUCUCUAAUGUAUGUUUUUUUUUCUGAUUCACUGGUGCCCAUUUUUUUGCUUAAUUAAUAAAAUUUCAGAAAUGAACUUCUAAAGGUAUGCACAUUCAAAUAGGAUACUUUGAGUUGUAGUGAGACAGGAUCCUGACCAAACACAUUUUGUGUGUUUGGUCUUGUUACAAAUGACUAAACAUUCAAAAGCUGAACACUAUUCAAAACUUUGAAGUAGAUGUCUCAGACAAACCCUUGACUUUUUAAGUACACGUGUGCGAAUAUCUUAGUUUAAUCAGUGUUCUAGUGCGCAUCCUAGUUAAUAUACAUGUGACCUAGGAUAUGCAUUUUUAAAAAUAUGUAGCAAUGAGCUAAGUGAACUCUGAUUUAUGGCAGAUUAAUUUUAGCACAACUUUCUUUUGAAGAGUCAGCAAUGGUUAUUUUUCUUGCGAACUAACAGUUAUUUCACUUUUGGGAGCAAACCUCUUGAAGUUAAAACCUUGAAAUAUUUAUUAGCUGUUAGGUUGGCAUUUGAGUUUAUAAUCUUUUUUUUUUUUAAUCCCAUUCGCCAAUCCUAUAGUUGAUUAAAGGAGAAAAUGCUUGAACAAAAUCUUCUUAUUUCUUGUCAUAAAUUGGAAUAUGGGAUGCACAACUGUGGAUUUUAAAAUGCAGCUAACGAAAGGGCUUAAAUUGUUUUAUGGUAUUGUAACAUGUAUUGUCUUUCGUUUCUGUUAAUUUGUCUAUAAAAAUGCUACACUGGUUGAGGGCAUUUUAAUUGCCUAAGUGCAUCAAAAUGUAUCAUCUUCAUAAGAUGAGACAGUUUCCAUGAGUUGCAUGAGGCAUAUCCAAAAUGUUCUGUUCAGCCACAUCUUUGAUGAAAUGAACAACUCUAAAUUGUUUCCACAGUCUCCUGUAAUGUAGAAACUUGCAUAACAUUUUGUGAAUAGGAAGUAUGUACUAUGAGAAAUGCCCUGGUAAUAGCAAAAGUACACUAGCUUAAUUCAAAAUGACUUUCAGACUUUUGUGUUGGUGACCAUGGACUAUUGCACUUGGUAACUGUGCCACACACUAAAACAGAAACAGACCAGAGUUUGGAAUGAUGAAAUACAGUAUGUAUUUCAAUUUUAGGUAAAACAAGGUACUCUUAAGGAGAGAAUGCUACAGAAAUGGUUACAUUUAAAGCUUGUAACUUCUAUGAGAGAUACUUGUUUAUGGCUAACCUGGCUACAGUUCACAAUUACAGCAUCUGUGUAUUGUCCAUUCUGGGUCCAAUCCAGCUAAACAGUCAUUGCCUUUUUCUGUUCAGAAUGCUGAAGGUGCUCCAGAAAGAAACAAAACCCAGUUCUUCAGUGCCAUAUGACAAAACUGUUGAAGAACUCAAGCAAAACAAGCUCUCUGCAUCCCAUUCUCUAGAAUGUCUGAAUCUCUGGAUCAUGUGUCUUUUUGGCACUUCUUCCUCCCACCUUGGAUGGGAGCAAAUGGGGGAAGAACCCUC
Molecule: messenger RNA, 4033 nt
Organism: Emys orbicularis (European pond turtle)
Lineage: Eukaryota; Metazoa; Chordata; Testudines; Emydidae
Gene: FBXO30
Product: F-box protein 30
Exons: 2
Coding region: 16-2301 (761 amino acids)
Molecular function (GO): protein binding; zinc ion binding; ubiquitin protein ligase activity
Source: RefSeq, a predicted model, not a curated record